Molecule: messenger RNA, 1111 nt
Organism: Erigeron canadensis
Lineage: Eukaryota; Viridiplantae; Streptophyta; Magnoliopsida; Asterales; Asteraceae
Product: AT-rich interactive domain-containing protein 1-like
Exons: 2
Coding region: 271-1005 (244 amino acids)
Source: RefSeq, a predicted model, not a curated record
UAAAAAAAAAAAAAAAACAAUGAAAUUGAUUUUGAAUCCCAAAGAGCACUAAUCUGCCAUUUCCGGGUGAUUGAACGGUUGGAUCUUUCUGAAUUUUGGACAGACGGUUCAUUGCAUCUGGGCCAACGUUUUCAUUGGUGGAGAUUGAUUUUGGAGGUCUGAAAGUUGCUAUUCGUUGGCUGGAUAGGUGGGUAUCUUUGAGCAGUGAGUUCACUUUAAGGGCUAUAUUGUGAGUCAUUGUGUUGUGACAAGUUUCGCAAUUCUUUAAGCAUGAAGUCGUCAAAACAGGCUAAAACUCUGAAACAUAAAAAGUCUUCUACAAGAGACUGGUUAAGUUAUGUUGUUGAUGACAAUAAACAGUUAGUAAUCCCGCUUGGACCGCGGUUUCAAGCUGAUGUGCCUGAGUGGACUGGCCCGCCUCAAAGCAGAUACCCUCACAAAACUCUCAACAAUCAAGACUCCUUAAAAUGGUCAGGCACAGUAAUUUGGUCUAACAAAAAUAGAAGACCAGAAGCCGAAAGCGAUGUGAUCGGGAGAGGGAGACCUCAUCGUUGUGAGUGCUACAACCCUGGAUCCAUCCUUUGUGUCAAGAGCCACAUCAACGAGAAAGCAGCCCGUCUUCAGAAAGAGCUGGGACCUGCCUUCCAAAUUUGGAAGUUUGAUGAGAUGGGAGAAGUUGUUGCAAAGUUAUGGAAGCAAUCAGAGCAGCAGAAGUUUUCCCGGAUUGUGAAAACGAAUCCAAGUUCGCAAGGUAAUAAUUUUAUACAAAUCGCAUUGGAAAGUUUUCCAUCAAAAUCAUCUAAUAGCAUAGUAAGCUAUUACUUCAACGUAUACCUUCCUACACAAAUAAGCAUAGAAACUAGGUCAGGAUGUACAUUAGUUGACGGAGAUAAUGAAGAGAAAACCAUUUCUUGUUCCAAAGGGCCACAAAAGAGGGCUCAAGUUGAUGGUGCAGGGCCUUCUUCUAAAGUUAAGAAGGUCGGCUAUUUAAUGGGUCGAAGAUAGGCUGCGUCUAUCUGGGUUUUUUUUUUGUGAAAUCAGAAACACAUAGCUAAGAAGUUUUCAAUUUUCAUGUGUCAUAAGUAAAUCUCUCUGUUAAUGUUUUUCUUCC